Molecule: messenger RNA, 1773 nt
Organism: Cotesia congregata
Lineage: Eukaryota; Metazoa; Arthropoda; Insecta; Hymenoptera; Braconidae
Source: the annotation of a GenBank genome assembly
AUGAAUAACUUAAUUAAACGCUGUAGGUUCUUUAAUUAUAAAUUUAUGCAAUUGACUGUCAUACAUCGGAGAGUUACAAAUAUCAAAAUUAACCCAGCAGUAAUGACAGGUAGUGAAUUUGAUAUGCGGUUGGAAAAUAAAAAUGAUUGGGAUUCUAUGGAAUUUUUUUCAUGGCUAAAAAAGUCAGCGCCUAUUUUUCCUGUCAAUGCUUCCAAAGUAUGUUUACUUAAUUUUUAAUUUUAAUACCUUAAGUAAUUAAUAUAGCAGAUAUUUGAUCAUUUUAAAAAUUUGUGUAGCAAGUAAAUUAUGGUAAAAAAAAUUAGAAGAAAAAUGUAAUUUUUUUUAAAUAAUUUUUUGGAACAAAUUUAUUUGUUAAAAAAAAAAUUAAAAAAUAGUCAAGUUACUGCUAACUUCAAUGUCAUGUAAUUACUUGUAAUAAAAAAUGUAUUUUUAACUCAGGUCACUGUAAUUCAUGAACCAACAGUAUUUUAUUCAACUUUGAUAGAAAAAUGCAAGCGAGCUGAAAGAAGAAUAACACUGGCAUCUCUUUAUUUGGGAACUGGAAAACUUGAAGGGGAUUUGGUUCAAGCAAUAGAAAAAUCAGUCAAUUCAAGCAAUGGUCACUUAAAAGUAAAUAUCCUAUUGGAUUACAUGAGAGGUUCGCGUGGUCAAAAAAAUUCCCGAACAAUGUUGGAACCCUUACUCAAGGGCCAAUGGGUUGAAAAUAUUAAAGUACACUUAUAUCAUACUCCAAAAUUACGGGGCUUACUCAAGAAGUUUAUACCAAAUCGCUUUAAUGAAUUAAUAGGAUUGCAACAUAUGAAAGUUUAUAUUUUUGAUGAUUCUCUUAUUAUCAGCGGAGCUAAUUUGAGUAACGACUACUUCAUGAACCGACAAGAUCGUUACUUUCUUAUCGAAGACUGCAAAGAAUUAUGUGAUUUUUACAACGAUUUAAUAUCCCAAGUAUCAGAAUUCAGUUUCCGAUUGCUACCUGAUAGCUCAACCUCCUUCGACACCAAGUCGAGUCCUCACCCGUUUGAAAGUUCAACUGCGGACUUUGUAUCAGCAGCUCAAAGCCGGAUCCGUAAGUUUUACUUCAAUGAAUUGGAUAAGCGUCAAGCUGCCAGUGACACCAGCACAGACACGUGGGUAUAUCCGCUGAUUCAAAUGGGCCAGCUUGGAAUCUAUCAUGAUAACGAAAUCACUCUGAGAUUAUUAAAAACCGCGCCUCCAGGAGCUAGCCUCAGGUUCGCGACAGGGUACUUUAAUUUGACGGCUGAGUACUCAAGUGCCUUGAUACGGGACUGCAAAGCUUCAGUCCAACUACUCACUGCUCAUCCGACGGCUAAUGGUUUCUUUGGAGCCAAAGGAGUAGCCGGUGGAAUUCCAGCAGCGUAUACUUUAAUAGAAAAGUCAUUUUAUAAAUCUUGCGAACGUCUGGGAAUUCAUGAACGUAUCAAUUUGCGAGAGUAUGUUCGUAGUGGCUGGACAUACCAUGCCAAAGGUCUCUGGUAUACUUUACCAAAUCACAAAAAACCUUCUUUUACUUUAAUCGGUUCAUCAAAUUUUGGUUAUCGAUCAGUAAAUCGUGAUCUAGAAACCCAGAUAGCCAUAGUAACAAAAAAUGAUAAACUACAAAACGAUUUGCAUGAAGAAUACGAUAGAUUGUACAAAACUUCACAGAAAGUUACCAGCACUUCAUUGGCUCAGCAGGAUCGAAUAGCUCCAACUUGGGUUUACGCUGCAGUAUUUUUAUUUCGAUACUUUUUUUAA